AUGAUUAAUUCAUUAAUUGCCAAAGUCAAGAGAGUUCUUCAAGGAUGUGGUGCAGUCGCUGCAUCUGAAGAAGAUGCGAAACUUCUGGGUAUUGUGGGAAGUCCAUUUGUGAUCAGAGUUCAAAUUGCUUUGGCAUUGAAGGGAAUUGAAUACAAAUUUGUUCCAGAAAACAUAGCUAACAAAAGUGAACUUCUCCUCAAAUACAACCCAGUUUAUAAAAAGAUUCCUGUUUUUGUUCACAAAGAGAAACCCGUGUCAGAAUCACUUGUGAUUCUUGAGUACAUCGAUGAGACAUGGAAACAAAAUCCAAUCAUUCCUUCUGAUCCUUACCAAAGAGCCAUGGCUCGAUUUUGGUCCAAGUUCAUUGAUGAUAAGUGUGUGGUUGCUGCAUUGCGAUCUGUUUUUUUGGUUGAUGAGAAAGAACGCAAGAUGGCUAGUGAAGAAUUGUUUAAUGCUUUACAGUUUCUUGAGAAUGAGUUGAAGGACAAGUUCUUUGGAGGAGAAGAGAUUGGCAUUGUGGAUAUUGCUGCUCUCUUCAUUCCUUUAAUGCAAGAAAUAGCAGAGUUUCAGUUAUUCACCAGUGAGAAAUUACCAAAGCUACACAAAUGGAGUGGAGAUUUUUACAACCAUCCAGCAGUUAGAGAAACUAUGCCUUCAAAAGAACAACAACUUGCGUAUUACAAAGUUGUCGCUGGAAUAAUAAAUAAGUAG
This is a messenger RNA of Vicia faba (fava bean), 711 nucleotides long. Lineage: Eukaryota; Viridiplantae; Streptophyta; Magnoliopsida; Fabales; Fabaceae. The record is from the annotation of a GenBank genome assembly.